AUGGCCAAGAAGAACAAGAGCUGGUUUAAUCUGGUGAAGAGCCUUUUCAUAUGGGACACACAUUCCACACAAGAGAAGAAAGAGAAAAGAAGGAAAUGGAUAUUUGGAAAGCUAAAAACCAAGAAGUUACCUUCAAUUACAGCUCCAGCAACAACAUCAAAUGAAGCUGAGGAGGAGGGAAAAACCAAGCAUUCUCAAGUUGUUAUGCUUAAUGAAAGAGAGAUUCAAGAAUUUGCAGCCAUCAAAAUUCAAACUGCUUUUAGGGGCUACCUUGCAAAGAAGGCUUUGAGGGCAUUGAAAGGAAUAGUAAAACUUCAAGCGAUUAUUCGUGGGCGAGCAGUGAGACGCCAAGCUAUGAGUACUCUCAAGAGCUUGCAGUCCAUUGUAAGUAUUCAAUCAAAGAUAUGUGCAAGGAGACUCCAAAUGGUUGAAGGAAGAUGGGAUUCUGUUGAAGAUGAAGAGACUCUUUAUUCUAAAGACAAGAUCAUUAGGAUGGACUCAAACAGCGAAAGAAAGUGGGAUGACAGCACUUUAUUGAAGGAAGAGGUAGAUGCCUGUUGCAUGAUCAAGAAAGAAGGCAUUAUUAAGAGAGAAAGAAUAAAAGAAUACACAUUUAAUCAUAGAAGGUCAGCAGAGUCAGAAAGAAGUAAAGUGAACGGAAGAUGGAGGUACUGGCUAGAGCAAUGGGUAGAUACACAGCUUUCUAAAAGCAAAGAACUUGAAGGAGGGUAUGAAUGGAUUUGGAUGUGGCAUAAAAGUUGCAUACUAAAAGAUCACGAUGUUUUUGAUACUUGGCCUUGA
Molecule: messenger RNA, 801 nt
Organism: Vicia faba (fava bean)
Lineage: Eukaryota; Viridiplantae; Streptophyta; Magnoliopsida; Fabales; Fabaceae
Source: the annotation of a GenBank genome assembly